Molecule: messenger RNA, 2433 nt
Organism: Neurospora hispaniola
Lineage: Eukaryota; Fungi; Ascomycota; Sordariomycetes; Sordariales; Sordariaceae
Exons: 1
Source: RefSeq, a predicted model, not a curated record
AUGGCAACAUCAACAACUGGUGGUGGCGGCGCCGUGCUUGUAUCGGCUGCACCUUUGACGCCCGCCACCACAAGGAUAACGAGAUCGUCACGAGAGUCGAUUAGUGGUCUGGACAAGGGGACAGGCGGGGUUGUGUCUGCUGGACUGUCUUUGAAUGGAUACCACAAUCUGGGGUACAGCCAGUCACCGGGUGAAUCCGACUUUAUCCUGUCCUCCUCGCUUGCAAGUGGAAGUGGAAGCGGAAACGGAAACGGAAGCCUCAGCGCCGCGCUUUCACAAGUAACAGGGCCCGCGGCGGUACAGGUACACCACAGCAGCCAUCAUCUCCAACGACCCCGCAGCAUCCAGUCGAAGCUCAGCAAGCACCGCUCUCCCCUAACCGCCACCCUGGCGAAGCUCAAGAAUGCCGCCUCCCUCAGCAACAACACCAUUGGCCGCCCCCGAAGCAGCGCUUCUCCUGCCAUCCACGACCACCACGCCAGCAACUCCCGAUCCCCUGCCGCCGGCGACGACAUGGAGCCGCCCGUGCUCUCCUUUUACGGCACCGAGCCCGUGCCCCUUCCCAGUCGCUUUGCCCAGAUCAAGCGCAGUCUCGUCGCCGGCCACGAGAAGGAGCUCGAGGCGUCCUGGGCCCGUCUGAUAACGGCACUGCGCGACGAGGUUGAGGACAUUGCCCAGCGCGGUGCGUCAAUCACGCCCAGCAUCGACUUUGGCGACAUCGCGAACCCCUCCAAAAAGGCCGACUUCGCCCGCGACCUCAAGCGCUACGGUCUUGGCGUCAUCCGCGGCGUCGUGCCCCACGCCGAUGCGCAAAAGGCCAUCGACGAGACGGUCAAGUACCUCGAAACCAAGCACGACUUUAAGGAUCCCAUUCCCCAAGACCCAACAUGCUUCGACUUCUUCUGGACGCCAGCCCAAGUGCGCACGCGCGCGCACCCCAAGGUGCUGCAAGCACAGCGCUUCGCCAUGUCGCUCUGGGACAAUGACGCCGACGACCGCAUGGUCACCCGCUUCCCCAUUGCCUACGCCGAUCGUCUGCGCAUUCACGGCGCCAACAUCGGCGGAGUAGGACCCGAUGCCGCCGAGAAGAAGGCCAGCGAGGACCCUGCCGCCGCCGAGGCCAAAAGAGCUGCCAUGGAGCUCCUCGACGACUUUGCAUCUUCGACCGUCAUUGCCCAGGUCGACAACGGCAGUCUUGAGCGCUGGGAAUCGGACGGGUACGGUCGCGGAGGCACCUACGACGCCGUCUUCAAGGGCGAGUGGGAGAAGUACGACCCCUGGGAUCCCACCUACCGCGUCACUGCGACCCCGGAUCUCUACAACGGCUACGGCGCCUGCAGCAUCUUCCGCAUGUACCAGGGCAUCGUGGCUCUCAGCACCAUUGGCCCGGGUAUGGUGCGGCUACUUCCCAGCCCCAAGCUAGCCACCGCCUACUUCCUCCUCCGUCCCUUUUUCUCGUUCAAGAGCCCGCCUCCCGAGCGUCGCGAAGGUCCCGAGUGGGAUGCCUUCCUCGAAGCCUCCAACUGGUCUCUCGACACCGAGCAAAGCACCAUCAUCCACGGCGCCGUUCCCGGCCAUGCCCAGCGUCUCACCGAGCUCUGGCACCCGCACCUGCACCUCCGCCGCACCCUCACCACCCUGCCCACCUUGCAAACAGGCGAUUACAUCGUGUGGCACCCCGACCUGGCGUACCACAUCACCUCCAACCCCAACAUCAUGGCAAGCCGCGCGCCCACACCGCCGCCGGACAAUGACAACAACACGCCCUCCGCCCCCAAUAAGCCCGUGUCGAUCCUCGUCUACGUCCCCGCCGCGCCGCUCACCCAGACCAACGCUCUGUACUUGGCUCGCCAGCGCAAGACUUUCCAGCGCGGACACCCCGGUCCUGACUUUGAUUCUACGGGAAGCGGUCUAGGCAGCGAGGCGUCGCACGCUGGAAGGCCGGGCGAGACGGAGAUUGCCGAGGUCGGCGGCCCCGCGGGACUUCAAGCCAUGGGACUGGCUCCCUUUGACAUUGCUCCCACGCCGACCAGUAAUUCUAGUAACAAUGGGGAAGUCGACGAUGAGGAUGUUGAGAUGGAGGGUACAAGUGCUAUUACAGCCAGCAUAGCUGCCGCCAAGUCCAGCACGGCGGGCAUCAUUGGCGGCGGCGUAUCAUCGAACACGCCUGCUGUCAGUCGGGCCGAGGCCGAAGUCGCUAGGAUGGCGAAUAUCAUUUUAUUUCCGGAUCGUUAUGACUUUUACAUGGGCACCACCGGGCGAAGCUCGGCGAUCAAGAGGAAGAGGUCGUUGGAUGGGUUGAAAGAUGAGGAGGAGAAGGAGAAUGGGAAGGGGAAGGGGAAGAGGAAGGAGAAGAGUCCAUUGUCUCAUGCUCCAAUGGCGAGCAAGGAGGUCACGGUGCCGGUGGUUCAGGUGAAGCAGGAGCGAGAGCAG